AUGUUGUCGACUCGAGGCAAGAAGCUCACUGGAAUGCUCGAUGAGCCAUGGCGAUUCCCACUCAGCAGAGUAGCUAUGUUUAAUGCAACUUCGAAUCCGUCUGGAUUGAUAUCAUUUGGCACGGCUGAAAAUUCCCUUGUCUAUGACGAGCUGACGGCCUACGUCAAUAGAAAUGUGCAAUUCGACAAGUCGGUGUGGUCCUACGGCUACAGCUCGGUUGGGGGUAAAGAAUUCCCGGCAGCUAUGGCGGGCCAUAUCAACAAAUAUUUUGACCCGAUUGUGCCUGUAAAAGGCAGCGAUAUACUUGCAACGAACUCCGUCCCUACACUGAGCGAGCUACUUGCAUUCACUCUGGCAGACGCAGGGGACGCAAUUCUGCUUAGUCGCCCGGUUUAUGGGAGAUUCGAGAUCGAUUGGGGAAACAGGCCAGGACUGAAGACCAUUUAUGCUGAUACCGAAGCAGUUGAGAGCUUCACCCCGGCAGUUGCAAGGAAGUAUGAAGAAGCCUUGGUUGCUGCUGAAGCUAGGGGUGUGAAGAUACGUGUACUAAUAAUUGUUAAUCCACACAAUCCUCUUGGCCGCUGCUAUCCUCGUGAGACACUUAUCGAAAUAUUCAAGUUCUGCCAGAAGCAUCAAAUUCAUCUAGUUAGCGAUGAAAUAUAUGCGCUCUCCGUUUUUAACUCCGGUGAAAGUGGAACGGUGCCGUUUACUUCCACUCUCAGCAUUGAUCCCACGGGACUGAUUGAUGAGAAGCUCCUCCAUGUCAUCUAUGGAAUGAGCAAGGAUUUCUCUGCCCCGGGACUUCGGAUAGGCUGCUUGAUCAGUAAAAAUCCACAGGUGCAAAAGGCUGUCCGCUCAACUUCAGCUCUAGAAAGCGACUGGCAACCUGCUACCGCUUCGCAACGGGGCUCCUUCGCAAGAACAACAUUCCCUAUCUGCCAGGAACGUGAGUGA
Arthroderma uncinatum is the source of this 954-nucleotide messenger RNA. RefSeq names its product 1-aminocyclopropane-1-carboxylate synthase 11. NCBI's taxonomy places the organism in Eukaryota, Fungi, Ascomycota, Eurotiomycetes, Onygenales, Arthrodermataceae. The record is from RefSeq and is a predicted model, not a curated record. Gene Ontology annotation, molecular function: transaminase activity; pyridoxal phosphate binding. The transcript is spliced from 6 exons. Bases 1 to 954 code for a protein of 317 amino acids. Gene Ontology annotation, biological process: amino acid metabolic process; biosynthetic process.